CGGCACGUCAAACUGUUAGCUGGGAAUGAGAGCUAGCUAGCUGAGCUAAGCUUAACUGCACUGCCUAAUGCGCGCUCAUGUUUACGAAUAGGCCUUCGUGGUUUAUUUGAGUUUUGUAUUUCGACACGAAGACCUACAGAAAGGAGUAUUUCUAACCGGAGCUGUCAUUUUGUAGGGUUUGAAGUGUGAGGUGAUGAGGACCUGAGGAAGAGUGUGAGUGCGCGUGUGUGUGUGUGAGUGUGGGUGUGUUUGAGGGCAAUGGGUGCCAACACCAGCCAGGUGAGCGACCUGGCAGAGAGUCAGAGCAUCCGCACCCUGAUCGGUCCCGAGUCCAUUUCAGAGAAUGAGCCCUUCUGGAACCAGCUCAUCUCUUUUACCUUCACCAGCCCCUCCUGCAGUGCCGAUGCCAAGCUCUUGGAGGAGGCGGUCAUCCCCCUCGCCAAAACUUUAAUCAAGAACAAUCCUAGAUCGGGAAACUUCAGCGCAUUAGUAAGAGUGUUCCUGGGGAGAACUAAAGAGCUGAAGAUCUCCACCGAAUGCCAAGAUCAGCUGUUUAUCUGGCAGGCCCAUAAUGCCCUGUUCCUGGUGCGCUGCCUGCUCAAAGUCUUCAUCAGAGAGAUGAACGAGGACGAGCUGCACUUACAGUUCGGCUACCACACGAGGGCGCCAGGAUCCUGCGACCAGAGCAGUGAAGAUCUGAUGGAGGAACUGAUCUGUAACUUGGUCCACCUCAUCGUGGAGGUGCCUCUCCUGGACAUCACUUACAACAUCCUGUUCGAGGCAGUGACCACCCUCCUGGUCCUUUUGUCCUAUCAGCUGUUCCACAAGGACAUUCUGAGAGAAAGUCGCGUCUAUCAGUGCCUCACUAGGGGGCGAUGUCUGUCUCUGACGAGUCGCUUGGUGAAGACGUUGCUGUAUAACUUCGUACGGCAGGAGAAAUGUCCUCCACCUUCAGCACACGUCUUCCAGUCCCAGGCAGACGGAGGAGGACUGCUGUACGGCCUGGCCUCUGGGGUGGCUAGUGGAUUAUGGAGCGUGUUUACGUUGGGCGGAGCCGGCAGCAGACCCGGGGCGGAGCAGGAACACAAUCAGUUACCCCUGUCCAAUCAGAGCCUGUUAUUACUACUGGUCUUGGCCAAUCUGACAGACGGGCCCGACUGGCCGAACCCUUACAGACAAGCCAUCACCUGCUUCAAAAACACACAAGAUACGUCCUCUAUUCCGUCUCCGCAGCCUCACACGUUUCAAAUCAACUUCAACAGUCUGUACACGGCGCUGUGCGAGCAGCAGAGGUCGGAUCAGGUGACGCUGUUGCUCUACACGCUGCUGCACCAGAACUCCAACAUGAAGACCUACAUGCUGUCCAGAACCGACAUGGAGAACCUGGUGAUUCCCAUUCUAGAAAUCCUCUAUCAUGUCGAGGAUAGAAACUCCCACCACGUGUACAUGGCCCUCAUCAUCCUCCUCAUCCUCACAGAGGACGACACGUUCAACCGUUCCAUACACGAAGUGACACUGAAGAACAUAAGCUGGUACACAGAGCGGGCUUUAACAGAGAUUUCUCUCGGCAGUCUGUUAAUCCUUGUGGUGAUUCGCACCAUCCAGUUCAACAUGACCCGCACCAGGGAUAAGUAUCUGCACACGAACUGCUUAGCAGCUCUGGCUAACAUGUCAGCCCAGUUCCGCUGCCUCCACCAGUACGCCGCCCAGCGCAUCAUCAGCCUGUUUGCACUGCUGUCCAAGAAGCACAAUAAGGUGUUGGAGCGAGCCACACAGUCUCUGCAGAGGCCGCUGGGAGCAGAUGGCGCGGCGCUUCCGGAUUACGCGCAGGACCUCAGUGUGAUCGAGGAGGUGAUCCGGAUGCUGCUGGAGAUCAUAAACUCCUGUCUGUGUAACUCGCUGCACCACAACCCCAACCUGGUGUACGCUCUGCUCUAUAAGAGGGAGCUGUUUGAGCAGUUUCGCUCACACCCUUCCUUCCAGGACAUCAUGCAGAACCUAGACACGGUUAUCGGGUUCUUCAGUCAGCGCUUGGAGCAGGCAGGAAGUGACCUGUCGGUUGAAAGGGUUCAAGAGGUCAUCAAGAAAGGGGCGGUGGCCCUGCCUAAAGACCGCCUGAAGAAGUUUCCAGACCUGAAAUUCAAAUACGUCGAGGAAGACCAGCCUGAGGAUUUCUUCAUCCCUUACGUCUGGUCCCUGGUCUUUAACUCCGGAGUGGGUCUGUACUGGAACUCUCAAGGCAUUGAGCUUUUCAGCAUGGACUCAGCCUGAGAGAAAGCCUGGUGAGUGCGUGUGAGUGCGUGUGUGUGAGACAGUUUAAGGGAAAAGAGUGAUAAGUUGUUCACAUUGUAAAGGCUUUAAUAAAUCCAGACACUCACACACCCGCGUCUCUGAUGUCCACCGGCGUCAGACUCCCCAGACUCACUUCCUCGUCAUCAGUUUCCGGGGCUUCCGUUACCUCCAGCAUCUCCUCUUCUUCUCAUCACCGACGAGGCUCUGAUGGAAUGUCAAUCAAAAUACUGCUUUGUUACUGGACAGUCAGUUACAUGGAGGCGGCUGCGGCGCUGAAUCCUGGGAGCGCUAGAGCUUUGCACGCUAUACCGAGUGUGAAGUUGUACUUUUUUUUUUUUCUGUCUUUUGGGCCCUGAUUAUAAUGUGAUGUUUAGUUUUCAUGGGUCACAUGUAACAGGUCAAGACUGAUGUGGGAAUCAACUACAUGACAGCUUUGGUCCUUAAUUCUAAGCAAGAAAAUAAAUAAAUCCGGACUUCAGGCAGAGGUUCAGCUUUAACCGGAAGCAUCGUUAAAAACCCCGUGUGCUUGUUUUUGUUGUUCAUAUGUUUAAAAGAAAUAUUUAUUUAUUGUUGGAAUUAUUUUCAUUAUCCCAGUUUUGCAUAAGUUUUUUUUUUUGUUUUUUUUAAAGCACUGCUUUUCCUUCUCCUGUAAAAUGAUGACAAAUAAGCAUAUUUUUACAUACUUAUAAAUUAUAUUAAAUAAAAAAAAUGAUGCUUAAUUUGAUUGUGUAUUCACAUAUUGCAUAGACAAAUCUAUAAAUAAUAAAUGCAUUGACAUGAAACACAUACAACAGCAUGUUUCUGCCACAAAAUUGUCCUUUUUUAUAAGAUUUUUUCUCUUUUCCUUUUUCUCUUAUCGUUACACAGCAUACAGUUCUAGUUUUCCCAAUUUUUAUUUUUUACAUCUGACGUGUUUUUGUAUCAUUUUGGUCAAUGAGAUUGAGAGUGUGUUUUUGUGAGUGUGUAUGUGUGUGUGAGAGAGAGAGAGAGAGAGAGAGAGAGUGUGUGUGUGUGUGAGAGAGAGUGUGUGUGUGUGUGAAAGAGAGAAAGGGAGUGUAUGUGAGAGUGUCUCCGUUUAUGUGUGUGAGUGUCUGAGAGACUGAGAGUUGUACAUGUAAGAGUGUGUGUGAGAGCCCGUGUGAGUGUGUUACAAACCCUGUGUGUCUUAAGUGACAUCUGCAGUAUUUCCCAUAUGCUUCAUAUAUACAUAAAACACCAGAAGUAAUAGGGCUGUUGGUGAAUUGUUGAUCACUACAAUCUCUUUAUUUUUAUUAUUGUGGUUUACACUAUUGUUUAGAGAUUUUAUUCGUUUUGCUCGUUACUUCAUUGUGAAAUCUUCCACUGCCCUAUGGAAUUCUGGGAUGCAUCUUUGAAAAUCUGUUUUCGCAAAUAAAAAUAAAAAAAAUCCUUUAUUAAAGUUAUUUUGUCACAUGACCUGCAACUCAUGGAUGAACUGAAGCUACAGAAUGUUACUACACACUCAGGUAACGAAACAUAAAAUAAUAAUAAUCAUAAUAAUAAUAAUAAUGUAUCAUAUUUUGGACUAAGAUUAUAAUGCAAUUACAAGUUUUUUUUUCUUUUUUCUUUCUUGUCUGCUAUGUAAAUUACAACCAAUAAUAAAUAAAUAAAUAUUUAAAUGGUAGGAAA
Messenger RNA from Clarias gariepinus (North African catfish), 3939 nucleotides. RefSeq names its product dymeclin (gene dym). Gene Ontology annotation, cellular component: Golgi apparatus. Bases 259 to 2271 code for a protein of 670 amino acids. NCBI's taxonomy places the organism in Eukaryota, Metazoa, Chordata, Actinopteri, Siluriformes, Clariidae. Gene Ontology annotation, biological process: Golgi organization. The record is from RefSeq and is a predicted model, not a curated record. The transcript has 17 exons.